Phymastichus coffea is the source of this 1505-nucleotide messenger RNA. RefSeq names its product haloacid dehalogenase-like hydrolase domain-containing protein 2. Gene Ontology annotation, biological process: dephosphorylation. The transcript is spliced from 4 exons. Gene Ontology annotation, molecular function: phosphatase activity. The record is from RefSeq and is a predicted model, not a curated record. NCBI's taxonomy places the organism in Eukaryota, Metazoa, Arthropoda, Insecta, Hymenoptera, Eulophidae. The coding region runs from base 504 to 1280 and encodes 258 amino acids.
UACGCAGUUCUUUCCGUUUUUUUUUUUUUUUUAACAUUUUGGAGCGGUACGAAUUACAAAAAAAGCAGUUUUCGAGUGAUGUAAAUAAAAAUGAAGCUAGUGGUAUAUGUAUUUUUUUGAGUAAAUCAAUUAUUUUUCGGCCAGAGUUACCUCGAUAAUUAUUCCUAAAUUAUUUUAUAUAUUUGUUUAUAUCUAUAAUAUUUUUAUGUAAUAUAAUAGAUAAUCUUUAAAACAUUUGUUGCCGUGUUCACGCACUUUAUUCCAAAAAACAUGUGUAAACGAAUGUUAUUAAUUUAAAAAGCAUUUGUAUUUUAUUCGCAAUAUUAAUAUAUAUGAGUGUAUCAUCUUUUAUUGUAAUAUGUGAUAUAAUAUAAUAUAAAAUAUUUUUCUUUUAUGAAGUUUUAACUUGGUUCUUAUCUAUUUAUUAAAAUAUUUGUUAUCAAGUUGAUAAAUUGAUUAUAUAUUUCUUUUCAUAAAAUUUAUAAUAUUUAGUAAGUAAAAAGAUGGUGAAUAAUGUAAAGUCUGUAUUGAUUGAUCUUAGUGGGACACUACAUAUUGAUAAUACUGUUAUACCUGGAGCAGUGGAUGCAUUAAAUAAACUUAGAAACACAAAUUUGCUCAUUAAAUUUGUUACUAAUACUACUAAAGAAUCUAAAAAUGUUCUUCACAGUCGUUUAACAAAACUUGGUUUUAAUAUAACAAAAGAAGAGAUAUUCAGUUCCUUAGCAGCAGCCAGAGAAAUAGUGAAAACUCGCAAAUUAAAUCCAUUGUAUUUGAUUGAGGAUGAUGCAAUGGAAGAUUUUAAGGAUUUAAUUGAUUCAACAAAUCAGUUUAAUGCAGUUAUGGUUGGAUUAGCACCAUCUAAAUUUGAUUACAUUCAUUUAAAUGAAGCAUUCAGACUUUUAAUGAAUGGAGCAUCACUGAUAGCUAUUCAUGAAGGUCGUUAUUACAAAAAAUCAGAUGGGUUAGCUAUAGGCCCAGGAGCAUUUGUUAAAGGAUUGGAAUACUCAUCCGAUGUCAAGGCUGAGGUGAUUGGGAAACCAACAUCUGGAUUUUUUAAAGCAGCACUUGGAACUUUUCUUCCAGAAGAAGCUAUCAUGAUAGGCGAUGAUGUCAAUGAUGAUAUUGCUGGAGCUCAAGCAGUUGGUAUAAAAGGUUUUCUUGUCAAAACUGGGAAGUAUCAAUCUGGAGAUGAAAAUAAAAUUGAACCAGCCCCUACCAAAGUAUGUGAUUCGUUUACUGAGGCUGUGGAUAUUAUUAUUCACCAUUAUUUAAAUUAAAAAGAAUGCUAUAUCUAACAUACUUUGAUGUUUUUAAUUUAGUUAAACCUUAAUAUUUCAAAAUUGUAAAAUUUCAACAUUGUAAUUUGUUAUUUAAAAGAUUUAUUAUUGAAAAAUUUGUAAACUUAAAUUAAACUAUAAAUAUUAAAGAUCUUGAUUGGAGUUUUUCUGUAUUUAGUGUACUAAUAUAAUUAUAAUAUUUCGUCUAUAAAAGUUAUCUUUUUA